AUGCCGCCUCCCCAGAAGAAGAAGAAGCAAAAGACGCCAGUGGUACUGGACCCGUUGGAGAUAGAGGAAAAGCACGUGCGCGGAUGGGGCAACGGCGGGCAGAAGCUCAACAAAACCAGCUCCUGCGUGCAGCUCCUUCACCGGCCCACCAACACCACGGUUAUCUGUCAGGACACACGCUAUUUGCAGCAGAACCGCAAGAUCGCGUACAAGCGACUGCACGACAAGCUCGAUCUUUUAAUCAACGGCGAAAUGAGCAAGAUCGCCAGAAAGGUCGACAAGCUCAAGCAGCGCAAGCACAAGCAGCGUCAGCGCGCACGCAAAAAGUACGCCCAGGCAGAGGAGACCACAGGGGAUCAGAUCUAG
Molecule: messenger RNA, 366 nt
Organism: Linderina pennispora
Lineage: Eukaryota; Fungi; Kickxellomycota; Kickxellomycetes; Kickxellales; Kickxellaceae
Exons: 1
Coding region: 1-366 (121 amino acids)
Biological process (GO): translational termination
Cellular component (GO): mitochondrion
Molecular function (GO): translation release factor activity
Source: RefSeq, a predicted model, not a curated record